AUGGCGCCGAUCGGGAUGGCGCCGAUGAUGGCGCCGAUGGCGCCGAUGGGAGGGAUGGGCGUGGCACCGAUGAUGCUGGGACGGCCGGGGAUGGCGCCGAUGGGCGCACCGGGGAUGCCGCCGAUGAUGACGCCUGGCGGACCGCCGAUGAUGCCGGGCGGACCGCCGAUGAUGAUGAUGCCGGGAGGACGGCCGAUUCCGGGACAGUUUCGAGGGAUGGCGAUCAAUCACCCGACCGGGUUGUCGCCGGAUUUGCUUCCGAUGUUCGCGCCGAGGCCGCCUCUGAAAUGGUAUCCGCCGCCGCCGAAACCUAAGAAGACGCAGCGGUUGGGCGGGAUCGCGAGCGCGCUCGGGGAGUUUGAGAGCGGGAAGAAAAGGACGGGGCGUGGAAGUGCGGACGAUGACGACGUUGGUGACGAUAGUAGACGUAAACCGAGCGGGGUGUACGUUAUGGUGCGUAAGGAGGUGCGGAAAGCGGCGAGACGCGAGGCAAACGAGCGAAAGGCAAGAGAAGCCAUCAAGGAUGCGGUGGACGCGUACAGGCCGAAGGAUGACCCGAACGCGACAAGUGAUCCCUAUCGUACGUUGUUUGUCGCUCGCCUGGCGUACGACGUGGACGAGGCGAAGGUCAAGCGAGAGUUUGAGUAUUACGGCCCCGUGUGCUCCGUAAAGUUGAUACGAGACAAGGAUGGGAAGUCUCGAGGGUACGCCUUCAUCGAGUUCGAGCGCGAGGGCGACAUGCGAGCGGCAUACAGAGGGAUGGACGAUAGACGCAUCGAAGACAGGCGAGUAAUCGUGGACGUCGAGCGCGCUCGCACGUCCAAGUCGUGGUUACCGCGUCGUUUGGGCGGCGGCAUCGGAAGGACGCGCGCUGGGAGCAAGCGGGAGAGCGUUCCGGCCCGUGGGCGCGACCGCACGUACGACGAAGAGAGGGAGCGAGAGAGAGAACGCGAACGUCGGGUGGUGCCGCGUUCGCCGUCGCGUUCGCCGCCCCCGCGCGAUCGCCACCGCAGACGUGAGCCGUCGCCGCAGCAGUCCUCUGGCUCCGAAGAGGAAGGUCAGCUCGAAGAGCGCGCCCCACUACCACCUCCGCCGCCGCCCCCGCCGGAUGUUGACGACCGUCGUCGAUCGCGCUCGCGAUCGCGCUCGCGCUCGCGAUCGACGAGUCGUGGUAGAUACGACGAGUGGGACGACGACCGUCGUCCUCGAUUCGGCGGCGGCCGAAGAGACGACGACCGUCAAUACGACGACCGCCGACGAGACGAUCGUCGAGAGAGAAAACGAUCCCGAACCCGUUCCCGCUCGCCCUCGCCUCGGCGAGAUAAACGAGACCGUAGGGACUACUGA
Molecule: messenger RNA, 1347 nt
Organism: Ostreococcus tauri
Lineage: Eukaryota; Viridiplantae; Chlorophyta; Mamiellophyceae; Mamiellales; Bathycoccaceae
Product: Nucleotide-binding, alpha-beta plait
Exons: 1
Coding region: 1-1347 (448 amino acids)
Biological process (GO): mRNA splicing, via spliceosome
Cellular component (GO): U1 snRNP; U2-type prespliceosome; precatalytic spliceosome
Molecular function (GO): mRNA binding; U1 snRNA binding
Source: RefSeq, a predicted model, not a curated record